CCUGGGAGGGGCCUGCGCGCCCUGGGCGUGGUCUGCACGCUGGGCGGAGCCUGCGUGUCCUGGGCAGAGUUCUCACGCCCCGGGCAGGGCCUAUAGGACCGGAGCCUGGAUAAUCUUUUCCGGGGUGGGAUCAGACCACAUUGGGCGGGGCCUUCGCCCCUGGGGCGGGGCCUGUGAGUCCUUGCACAGCUCCCGGCUUACAAAGGCGGGCUAGUGUCUGAGAGGUAAGCAGCUAGCUGCAGCCAAGGCACUGGAGACACCAACCUCAGAGACAAAAAUUGUCUACAACCCGUGGAUGGUACCAUGUCCCUUGAUAUGAAAGAGCACCCUGAUGCUGAGGUACAAAAGAACCAAGUACUAACCCUGGAAGACUGGAAAGAGAAGUGGGUGACCCGUCACAUCUCAUUCCAUCAGGAGCAAGGGCAUCAGCUGUUGAAGAAGCAUUUGGAUACAUUUCUUAAAGGCCAGAGUGGACUGCGAGUGUUUUUCCCCCUCUGUGGAAAAGCCGUUGAGAUGAAAUGUUAAUAGAUGAGAGGAGCAUCACGUGAUCAUCACUGUUGCGCGCCUGCGAUUCCAUCCGAAGAUGACGAUGUCAGGUUCGCAGAUCGGGGCCACACUGUAGUUGGUGUGGAAAUCAGUGAAAUUGGGAUUCGGGAAUUUUUUGCAGAACAGAAUCUUUCCUACACAGAAGAACCGCUCGCCGAAAUUGCUGGAGCCAAAGUAUUUAAGAGUUCUUCAGGGAGCAUUUCCUUAUACUGCUGCAGCAUAUUUGAUCUUCCUAGAGCAAACAUUGGCAAGUUUGACAGGAUUUGGGAUAGAGGAGCAUUAGUGGCUAUCAAUCCAGGCGAUCAUGAUCGCUAUGCAGAUAUAAUACUGUCCCUACUGAGAAAAGAGUUUCAGUACCUUGUGGCUGUCCUUUCUUAUGAUCCAACAAAACACGCAGGCCCACCAUUUUAUGUUCCAUCUGCUGAACUUAAAAGGUUAUUUGGUACAAAAUGCAGCAUGCAAUGCCUUGAAGAGGUAGAUGCUUUGGAAGAAAGGCAUAAAGCCUGGGGUCUUGACUACCUUUUUGAAAAAUUGUAUCUCCUUACAGAGAAGUAAAAAACCAGCCUGGUAGUGGAGCACACCUUUUAUCUCAGCAGGCUAGCCUGGUCUACCAGUGAGUUCCAAGACAGCCAGAGAGACCCUAUCUGGAAAAACCAAAUAGAAAACCAACCAAACAAACAAAAAACACCCAAUCAAUCCCUGUAUGAGUUUUUUGAACAAUUAAAAAUUAUGUUGAGGGUUAAUGUAUUAGCCAUGGUUUCUGUUCCUGCACAAAACAUCAUAAUCAAGAAGAAAGUUGUCACACAGCAGCUUCACACCAGAGUCUUCUAGAAUGUUCUCUGAAACGUUUAGGCAACUCAGGUUCUGAUUGUUCCUGAGGAUGUCAGCCAGGUCCUAGCAGCCUCCAGUGAUGAGACAGGCUCUCACCCUUAGUGACACAAGUGCACUGUCUGAGCCAUACACUCGCCGGCUGCUUCUCCAUGUCCUUGUCAUGCAGCUCCGACUCCUGUUUGGUGACAUCCCAUCCCAUCCCCUCUAAGCUGUCAGUGCUAAAUAGUUUUGCAGGUUGGGAUGGGAUCUCCUCUGUGGGAGCUGAGGGACUGGGCUGCUCUCUGGAGAUCAGCCCAGCUAGGCUUGCUGUCUUCAGUUGCUUCACAUCUUGAGAGCAGAAGUAGAAGAUGUGGGAGAAUUUGCUCUGAAACGCCAGGCCUUCUGACCAGACAGGCGUUCAAUUUUUCAACAUAAUAGUCUUGCCGAUUCCAGCCCACGUGUGGCUUCUUUUCAGUUCCCUUUGGUACAAGAAGGUUCUCAAGAUGAUUAUAUUCAUCCUCGAAAAAAUUCUGAAGGCUGUUAUGGAACUUUCUGGAAAAAUCAUGGGUCAGCUUCUUUAAAUGAGCUUGAUAUAUCAUUGGGUAUGGAGCAAUCUCUCCUGUUGCCCUCUCUCUCUCUUUUAAUUUUUUAAAAAGUAUAUGAGUACACACUGUAACUGUACAGAUAGUUGUGAGCCUUCAUCUGGUUGUUGGGAAUUGACUUUAGGACCUCUGCUCACUCCAGUCAGCCUCCUUGCUCAGGCCCAAAGAUUUAUUAUUAUAAAUAAGUACUCUAUAAUCUGUCUUCAGACAGCACCAGAAGAGGGCAUCAGAUCUCGUUACAGGUGGUUGUGAGCCACCAUGUGGUUGCUGGGAUUUGAACUCAGGACCUUCAGAAGAGCAGUGAGUGCUCUUACUUGCUGAGCCAUCUCUCCAGUCCCCAGUUGCCCUCUCAGUAAGAUCCUUCCCAUUGGUCUUCUGAAGGAUGAGGGUCUUAUAACCCACACCCACAGUGACACACCUACUCCGACAAGGCCACACCUUCUAAUAGUGCCACUCCCUUGGCUGAGCAUAUACAAACCAUCACAGUUAAAAAUACAAUCACUUAAUUUUUCUUCUCAUGCAACAUUCAGAUCUUUGCUCACUACUUUUUAAAAAUGAAAUCACACACUAAAAUGUUAUAAGUCAAUCAAUCCUUUAAAGAUUGUAUGACUGGUAGCAGAACAUUAAAUACUCGUGUGUCUUUUUUAUAGUCAGCGUGUAUUUCUUCUAUAACUAAAAAAAAAACAAAAAAAUAAUGCUUUUAACUUUAAACAACAACACGUUCUGUAUGGAAAUAUAACAUUUUAACAGGAUUUGGGAUAGUCUAAAUUUUGUAUUAAAAAUUAUACUUUGCUAUAGAUCUUAAUCUACUUAGGACCCGGAACUACAUCUUCACCGGCUUCUCCACUUGUAUAAUUCUAUAUGUAACAGAGUCAAGAAAUGUAAAAAAAAAAAAAA
Messenger RNA from Mus musculus (house mouse), 2855 nucleotides. It is a transcript of the gene Tpmt, whose product is annotated as thiopurine methyltransferase. The record is from RefSeq and is a predicted model, not a curated record. Bases 529 to 1101 code for a protein of 190 amino acids. The transcript is spliced from 10 exons. NCBI's taxonomy places the organism in Eukaryota, Metazoa, Chordata, Mammalia, Rodentia, Muridae. Gene Ontology annotation, molecular function: thiopurine S-methyltransferase activity; S-adenosylmethionine-dependent methyltransferase activity. Gene Ontology annotation, cellular component: cytoplasm.